AUGCGAUUCUUCUCGCUCCUACCACCAGCGCUCCUCGCAGCAACCGCCUACGCCAACUCAGACCCCUCACCCCCAUCCUCCACACCCGCCGCCGACGAGCCCACGCCCAUAGGCGCCCUCUGGACCGCCCAAUGGGACGCCACAACCCUGCAACCCUACACCCAACACUGUCACUCCAAAAACACCUACAACGCCAGAAUCUACAAGCUCAACGAACUCUACCCGGACCUAAAAGACGCUGCCCCCCAACUAAAAGUCUUCUACAACAAGCAACUUUACGCCGGGUCCUGGGGCGGCAUCGACGUGCACGGCACCGGCCGCGAACUCAUACAGAUGAACAUGGCCGAUAUGCCGUAUAAAUGUGCAGGAUGA
Alternaria arbusti is the source of this 372-nucleotide messenger RNA. RefSeq lists its product as uncharacterized. Bases 1 to 372 code for a protein of 123 amino acids. The transcript has 2 exons. Lineage: Eukaryota; Fungi; Ascomycota; Dothideomycetes; Pleosporales; Pleosporaceae. The record is from RefSeq and is a predicted model, not a curated record.